AUGACGACAUUAAUAGACAAAUGUCGUGCUGUAAGCAGAAGAACAAAUAGUAGUUUUGCCCACCUAGUCGACAAAUGCGUGGCCAAUUUCGGGAUACUGUCGGACGAAAACGAUCAUGUAUCUAGUGCGAUCAAGCUAUCAUGGAUCAGACAAAUUCGUGAUGCGGAGGCGUUAGACACUCCAGAGUCUAUGCAACGCUAUGUUCGUUGUCACAUAUUCUGCUUGAUUGGGACCACUUUAUUUCCUAACAAGUCGACGUCGUUGGUGAGCUACAAGUACUUGCCCUUGUUGAGGAAUUUUGUGGAAAUCAGUUCUUACAGUUGGGGAUCAGCGUGUUUGGCAUAUUUGUAUAAGUCGUUGUGCCGGGCCUCGAAUUAUGAUACGAAGGACAUGGAUGGUCCACUAGUGCUGUUGCAUGUCUGGACAUGGGAGCGAAUGCCUUGGCUAGCUCCAAUUCCCGCAGGUGGAGUAUUUUCGUUGGCACGAAGAUAA
Molecule: messenger RNA, 492 nt
Organism: Arachis stenosperma
Lineage: Eukaryota; Viridiplantae; Streptophyta; Magnoliopsida; Fabales; Fabaceae
Product: serine/threonine-protein phosphatase 7 long form homolog
Exons: 2
Coding region: 1-492 (163 amino acids)
Source: RefSeq, a predicted model, not a curated record